Molecule: messenger RNA, 6807 nt
Organism: Capra hircus (goat)
Lineage: Eukaryota; Metazoa; Chordata; Mammalia; Artiodactyla; Bovidae
Gene: KCNQ5
Product: potassium voltage-gated channel subfamily Q member 5
Exons: 14
Coding region: 671-3412 (913 amino acids)
Biological process (GO): transmembrane transport; potassium ion transport
Cellular component (GO): membrane
Molecular function (GO): voltage-gated potassium channel activity
Source: RefSeq, a predicted model, not a curated record
AGCGCCCGUCUCGCCGGCUAGGCAGCGGCGUCCCGCGGGGCUGCACCCUGAACGCGGAGAUCCGAGCGCCCCCGCCCGGAGCCUGGGCCGGCGCGCUCGUGGACUGGCUGGUACCUGGAGGGCAGGGCUGGGCCGUUCCCGCGCACACCCCUCGCGGAAGGACGACGGGACGAGCCCGCGCAGCGGUGCAGCGGCGGGAGGAAAGGGAGCCUGCCUCUCCUUUUCCUCCUGUGGGUACGAGGCGGGCGCACCUUCCAACAGCUCCGAAGCCCCGGGGAGAAUACCCUGAACUCCCGUCCCUGACAAGGGUUUCGGUGCCGCAGGUCCCCUCCGUGGGGAGCCUGGGACCCGGCGUGCGCGCGCAGGAGCUCCCUCUCCAGCUCCGGGGGCGCUUCGCCAGGAGGGAGUUUCCGCCUCGGGGACCGAGGGGCUGGAGAAGCCUUCUUGGAGUGACACCCCCGCGACACGCCCCGAUUUCGCCGAAGGAGCUGAAGGCUACUGGACACCUGGACUUCUCGCCUCCCCCGCGCGCCCUCUCCGCCCCCCGGCGCGCAGCUCGCGGGCCGCCGGGCGCCCCGUCGGGGGCGGCUCCCUCCUCGAAAGCGGCCGGCGCGCAUGAGGCCGCGGCCCCCUCCGCCGGGGCCCCCCUCGCGGUGCCCGCGGUGAUGCCAUGCCCCGCCAGCACGCGGGCGGCGAGGAGGGCGGCGCCGCCGGGCUCUGGGUGAGGAGCGGCGCGCCGGCGGCGGCGGCGGCGGGCGGGGGGCGCACGGGCGGCGGCAUGAAGGAUGUGGAGUCGGGCCGGGCUAGGGCGCUGCUGAACUCGGCGGCCGCCGGCGGCGACGGGCUGCUGCUGCUGGGCACCCGCGCGGCGGCGCUGGGUGGCGGCGGCCUGCGGGAGAGCCGGCGGGGCAAGCAGGGCGCCCGGAUGAGCCUGCUCGGGAAGCCGCUCUCCUACACCAGCGGCCAAAGCUGCCGGCGCAACGUCAAGUACCGGCGGCUGCAGAACUACCUGUACAACGUGCUGGAGAGGCCGCGCGGCUGGGCGUUCGUCUACCACGCGUUCGUUUUUCUCCUCGUCUUUGGUUGCUUGAUUUUGUCAGUGUUUUCCACCAUCCCUGAGCACACCAAAUUGGCUUCAAGUUGCCUCUUGAUUCUGGAAUUCGUGAUGAUCGUCGUCUUUGGUUUGGAGUUCAUCAUUCGAAUCUGGUCUGCAGGCUGCUGCUGCCGGUACCGCGGAUGGCAGGGAAGACUGAGAUUCGCUCGAAAGCCCUUCUGUGUCAUAGAUACCAUUGUCCUCAUCGCCUCCAUAGCGGUCGUUUCUGCCAAAACUCAGGGUAACAUCUUCGCCACGUCGGCACUGCGCAGCCUGCGCUUCCUGCAGAUCCUGCGCAUGGUGCGUAUGGACCGGCGCGGCGGCACCUGGAAGCUGCUGGGCUCCGUGGUCUACGCGCACAGCAAGGAAUUAAUCACAGCUUGGUACAUAGGAUUUUUGGUUCUGAUUUUUUCGUCUUUCCUUGUCUAUCUGGUGGAAAAGGAUGCUAAUAAGGAGUUCUCUACGUACGCAGAUGCUCUCUGGUGGGGCACGAUAACAUUGACCACGAUCGGUUAUGGAGACAAAACCCCCCUGACGUGGCUGGGAAGGCUGCUGUCAGCAGGCUUCGCACUCCUGGGCAUUUCUUUUUUUGCACUUCCUGCUGGCAUUCUUGGCUCAGGUUUUGCAUUAAAAGUACAAGAACAGCACCGCCAGAAACAUUUUGAGAAAAGACGGAAUCCAGCUGCCAACCUCAUUCAGUGCGUUUGGCGUAGUUACGCAGCCGAUGAGAAAUCUGUCUCCGUUGCAACCUGGAAGCCGCACCUGAAGGCCUUGCACACCUGCAGCCCCACCAAGAAAGAGCAAGGGGAAGCUUCAAGCAGCCAGAAGCUCAGCUUUAAGGAGCGCGUGCGCAUGGCCAGCCCUCGGGGCCAGAGUGUCAAGAGCAGGCAGGCGUCGCUGGGCGACAGGCGGUCCCCCAGCACGGACAUCACGGCUGAGGGCAGCCCCACCAAAGUGCAGAAGAGCUGGAGCUUCAACGACCGCACGCGUUUCCGGCCCUCCCUGCGCCUGAAGAGCUCGCAGCCCAAGCCAGUGGUGGACGCUGACACAGCACUUGGCACCGAUGAUGUGUACGAUGACAAAGGAUGCCAGUGCGACGUGUCCGUGGAGGACCUCACCCCACCGCUGAAAACCGUCAUUCGGGCAAUCAGAAUUAUGAAGUUUCAUGUUGCAAAACGGAAGUUUAAGGAAACACUGCGCCCAUACGAUGUAAAAGAUGUCAUCGAACAAUACUCUGCUGGUCACCUGGACAUGCUGUGCAGGAUUAAAAGCCUGCAGACACGUGUGGAUCAAAUUCUUGGAAAAGGACAAAUCACGUCAGACAAGAAGAGCAGAGAGAAAAUAACCGCAGAACAUGAGGCCACGGACGACCUCAGUAUGCUCGGCCGGGUGGUCAAAGUUGAAAAACAGGUCCAGUCCAUCGAGGCCAAGCUGGACUGCCUGCUGGACAUCUACCAGCAGGUGCUGCGGAAAGGCUCAGCUCCGACCCUCGCGCUGGCCCCCUUCCCGAGCCCGCCCUUCGAAUGUGAACAGACGUCGGACUACCAGAGCCCGGGCGACGGCCGGGACCUGUCGGGCCCGGCGCCGGGCGGCGGCCUCCCGCGCUCGGCCAGCGCGGGCCUGGCGCGGGGCCUGCAGCUCAUCCUGGCGCCGGGCGAACUGGGCGCCCAGGCGCUCUACGCGUUCAGCCCCGCGCCGACGCCGGCGCCCGGGAGCCCGGGAGACGGCCCGGCGGCCCCGCGCGGCCUGGCGCCCCCAGGGGCGGUGGGCGCGGCCCGGCCGGCGGCCCCCGCCACCCUGCAGAUCCCGGCCGCGCUGCCGGUGCUCGGGCCGCUGCCCCACGGCCCCGCCGGAGCCCCGGAGGCGCUCCCCGAGCUCAGCGCCCGCCCGGCGGCCGCCAAGGACCGCCUCCCGGCCAAGGAGCGCUCCCUGCGCCAGAGCCUGGACCUGGGCGGGGCGGCCCUGCUGUCGGUCCGGCCCGCGGUGCCCCAGGACCCGGGCCGCUCGGUGUCGGCGCAGAACCUGGCCCGGUCCACCGAGGACCUGGACGUGCAGCUGUCGGGGAGCGAGUCCAGCGGCUCCAGGGGCAGCCAAGAGUUUUACCCCAAGUGGCGGGAAUCCAAGUUGUUUAUCAGUGAUGAAGAGGCAGCGGGUCCGGAGGACACUGGGACAGACGCCUUGGACGCGGUGCCGCCGGCCCGGGAGCCCGCCCCGGCGCCGGACUCUCUCAGGACUGGACGGUCGCGAUCAUCUCAGAGCUCAUGUCCGGCGGCGGGGGGCGCCGACGCCCUGGGCCGGCCACACGUGAGGCUGAAAUGAGGCCUCCGAUUGCCCCCCACCCCCGGGCCCGGCCGCCCCUUAGCCAUACACAUCGCUGCAUGAACUCUCUGGAAAGCCCUUCUCAAAGGUUGAACCCACAAAAAUCAGGAAGUACAUGAAAGGCAGUUCCUAAGCCUGUUAUCUUUCAAUUGCAUGAAAAUGCAUGUUUAGGGGAUGCUGAACUUCAGGGUACGACAUUGCCCCUCACUCAGUAAGGUACCUUGAGUUAAGAAUCCCGAGACACCGACCCUGCUCAUGCUGCAGGGGUGGUUGUGAAACGUCAAAGUCAGCUCCGUUAGAAGAUCGAACUCUGUGUCUUGAAAUGAUGGCUGUUGACGCCUUCAAAUGUCAGGCAUUUCUGCUGGUGAUAAAACGCAGCAUUCAUUUUCAAAAUUUGGCCAUAAUGUACAUGUGACACAGUGACCGUCAUCAACAGCUGCUAACAAGUUACCCGUAACACAGAAUCGGGGUAUCAGACACGGCUGCCUGUUCAAGGUGUAGAUGCCAACCUGUCCUACCCAGCCAUUUUAUCACUAAUGUAAUUUGAAUGUCAAGUUGUGUGCUUUUGGUGACUUAACGCUGUGGCCAGCAAUUUUGCACAUCAUUUUCAUGGUUUUUUUGUUUUGUUUUGUUUUUUAUGACAAGAAUGUUCUUCAGUUAGAAAAUGUGCGAAUAAUGAAAUUCAGGGCCAGUGGGGUGGAUAGGCUGACUCUUUGACACCUUUGACUUCAUGGAAACAAAUUCCCUGACGGCUCUAUCAGCUGCUACGCAAAGCAACUGAGUCCCAAGGAGUGGAUGGCACAUGGGGGUGACCCCUGUGCAGUGGCCCUGCCCAGGCCUGCAAGCUGCCUACAGAAGGCCUGUGAGGGGCUCUUCCCACGAGGCUGAAAGCCAGGCAGGCUCUCGGGGAGGAGACAUGAGACAGAGAUGGAAAUGGCUCAGAAAGAAUCCUAACACCGGGAAAUCAGUGAUGCUCAAGAAAAUGACCUCCUCCUCCAGGGUGAUGAGAGGGAGGGAAACAAACCAAAAGAAAAGAACUUGAUUUUUUUAAGAAACAAAUAUUGUUAGGGAAUUCAACUACCUAAACACCCCUUAUUCUUAUAUAUGAGCAGAGAGUUUUGCAAGGUAUUUAUUUUUUAAUAUGCCCUGAAUGUGUUUUGCUAUCAUGUCAUACAUUUUGCAUAUGAAAGGCUGAUACUAAACCUCCUUUACUUUUUAUACUGUAGCGGACAUUUUCUAUUCUCCCCAAGAAUGUUGCCUGCCCCCGCUCUGAAAAAUGGUUGAUUCAGUUUCCUGGUACAAGCUCAUAUAGUCAGAAGCCAGGUAACCCUGGCAGGGUCUGCAAAUCAAAACACUGAAUAAUACAGCAUGGUGGCCAAAAAGACCAAGGGAAACAAAUUAAGAAAUAUCUCUACCAGAAAGCAAGCCAAGCUGACCACUUGUUAGCAACCCCAGACCGUCAGAAUUUCAGCUAAGGUAACAGCACCACCCAAGGGCCAGGGGAAGUGAGAAAGCAGGUGGAUUAAACUCCAGCCACAGGAAAACUUAAAAAAAGUUUUCUCCUUGCCUGAUAUUGCUGCCUCCAGGAUAACUUUUCCAGCAGCCAGGGGAUGGAUCAGGGCUGUCAACAGCCACCCAAAGGCAAGACAAGGCCCUGACACCCGCCGAGUCCCUCCCAAACUCUCUUCCCCAACUUGCUUUCUCCACCCCAGACCCCCUGUUUUUCUCCUCCACAGGCUGUGGGCUUCCUGCUUCCCUUCACCAGCCUCCCUCCCCCAAGUAAGCAACUUCUCCACUCCACCUCCAAUACACAUCUCAACCCUUGUCCUUUUUUGAUAAGCACUGAAAUUUGGAAGGAUUCCUCCUCUCAUUCCACCUGGAUCCUCGCACACGCUCCUGGCAUGCAACCUUCAGGGUCCACUUGGCUGCCGGAGACGCGCAGAAGAGAGCGCAUCCAUUUUACACUCCGGUUUGAAAGAUGUUCUCAAACUCUUUAAGCCACUUCUUUUAUUUCAAAACAUAAAAGUUUUGUCAAAUUAUUAAAUGCAGCAUUUCAUCUAGCCAUGUCUCCAAAUUUGUGAUCCAUCUUCCCAAGGAGGUUGUACACGAGAACACAGACACACACACACACACAGACACACACACACACACAGACACACACACACACACAGACACACACACACAGACACACACACACACACACACACACACCCUCACCAUGCCAGCAGGCCAUCUCCAGGUAUCACUUGAAGAAGAGGAAGGAACUUUCAGGUAGCACUGAGUCUCAGACACACUCUGUCCGGGUCAAACCCCACUGGCAGCAGGAACUCUGAAUGUACUGAGGACCCCGCCUUAGGCCCCGUUAGGCCUCAGACACAGCCCAGUCCAUCUGGCAUCGCUGAAGAUGGAAGAUUCAGAAACAAACCCAAACCCAUUACCAACGGUUCAUCACAGCCCGAUGUGGUAAACCAUGCUGGGAGAAGCAUUCACACACCCAAGCCAUGACCAUUUUGUGUCUGUCUUACUCCAGCACAACACUUCUUGGAUGUCGAAAGCCUGUUAUAUUGUGUGAAGCUGUAGGGCUGUGUCUGCUGUGUUCCUGUCAGGGGAGCUGAGAGGGGUCUCUCCCUUACACUUAGCAAAGCCCCUUCCGUCAGCCCCAGACAGUGUCUCGAAGCACAAUUAGCUGAGUGCUGAUUGACCCCUGGCUUUCUCAGGCCACGGCCAUCUGCCACCUCCGGUACGUAGGGUUGAGCAAGCUAGCCCUUCAUGGCAAACAUCCCUUCUACGAGGUUCACUAAAAAAAUUUUGCUCCGUCUGAUCUAAAUGUUUGCAUUUUGUUCAAUUAAAUUAACAUCUGUAGAUAGCAAGUUUUGUUUAAAGUAAAAGACACUCGAUUGAGUUUUUCAGUCUUUCUCUCUUGUUCUAAGGUGCCUUUCUCACCUCCCCUUGACUCAGUGAUUCUGAAAGUUCUUAAUUGGCCAGAAAACAAGUCUCACAGAGAGGAGGAAAUCAGGCACAAAGUGACUCAUUCUCAUGCCUGUGUGCAAAGCAAAACCAUAAGGAAUGAUGAAAUUGAGCAACGAAAUGAAUAGGUCACUUCAUCCAGAUUGAGAAAAUACAAUAAAUGUUAACUUAUCUCCCCAGAAGCUGAUAUUUUUUGCCUUAAAAUGACAUGGUUGUGUUUUUGUAAGAGAAACUUAAUUUAAUUAUGUACAUUUAAGUGAGCAGUUCUGGAAGUCACAUAUGACAAUGCAGUUGUCUUGUUUCCUGAAAACAAAUAAAUCAGGAAUAUCGUAUCCAUUUCAAGCUACCAUUCAAAUGUAAUUUCCUUUGCUCUCUUUUACCAGGAUUAUUUGUUUUAAAGUAAAACAUUAAAAAGAUAUCUAUAAACA